Molecule: messenger RNA, 474 nt
Organism: Rhodotorula toruloides NP11
Lineage: Eukaryota; Fungi; Basidiomycota; Microbotryomycetes; Sporidiobolales; Sporidiobolaceae
Exons: 4
Coding region: 1-474 (157 amino acids)
Source: RefSeq, a predicted model, not a curated record
AUGGUGCACACUGGCAAUCAUGCAAAGCACAUGAGGCCCCUUGAUGGCCAACUACAUGACUCUCACUCGCGCCUUCGCCGCACCAAAGACCGGCCUGGCCCUACAUCUAUCGACCAGGUCUACCAUGGCAGCUGCCGGCUGAGUCCUGAAGCCAGAUCAGACUAUGCAGUCAGUCUGGUUCAGCCCCCUAAGGGUGCAGGCAAGAAGGCCAAGCUGGAGGAAGAAGCUCGCAUGAGGCUCAAGCAGGCGUCACUAGAGCUGAAGCGGAAGAGCGAGUUGCCUUCUCCGGCUCCGGACAGUGCACCUCCCUCCCCCAAGAAGGCCAAGAAGGGCCCAACUCUCUUCAAGAGCCCCAGUCCUGUGCUACUGGAUGCCAGAGACAGCACCAAGGUGAAGAAGGAGGAGCUGGACGAGUGCCAUGAAGCACUCUGCAACAAAGGCGUUUUGGCCGAGCGGUCUAAGGCGCUAGCUUAA